Alnus glutinosa is the source of this 1733-nucleotide messenger RNA. Its product is annotated as cytochrome P450 94B3-like. NCBI's taxonomy places the organism in Eukaryota, Viridiplantae, Streptophyta, Magnoliopsida, Fagales, Betulaceae. Gene Ontology annotation, molecular function: iron ion binding; heme binding; oxidoreductase activity, acting on paired donors, with incorporation or reduction of molecular oxygen. The coding region runs from base 51 to 1607 and encodes 518 amino acids. The transcript has 2 exons. The record is from RefSeq and is a predicted model, not a curated record.
CCACAUUUCUUUGAUAAAGUCUAUCACUCUUACUGACUAAACCAUUAACCAUGUUUAUCUUUCUUCUAGCGUUCAUCUCUCUAGGGUUUUUCCUUCUCUCUUCCUUCUUCUCGUUCAUCCUCCAAAUCCAUCACGAUUGUCGGAAAUCGUCCACCAGUACUCAUGGCCCUCCUUCGUACCCAAUUCUUGGCUGUCUAAUCUCUUUCUACAAAAAUCGCCGACGCCUCUUGGACUGGUACACAGACCUCUUAUCUAAGUCACCCACACAGACCAUCGAGGUUCGCCGGCUUGGUGCCCGACGGACUCUCGUCACCGCAAACCCUGCUAAUGUCGAGUACGUGCUCAGGACCAACUUCAACAACUUCCCCAAAGGCAAGCCAUUCACCGAAAUCCUCGGGGAUCUUCUCGGCUUUGGCAUAUUCAACGUGGACGGUGAGUUAUGGGCCACUCAGCGCAAAUUAGCGAGUCAUGAAUUCAGCACCAAGUCCUUGAGAGAGUUCCUUGUCAAAGUGCUUGAAGAUGAAGUCGAUCAUCGACUGGUACCAUUGCUUGAGGAGGCUGCUGAGAGUGGGAAAAUCCUGGACUUGCAAGAGAUAUUGAGAAGAUUUGCGUUUGACACCAUCUGUAAGGUGUCGUUGGGGACAGACCCGUGUUGCCUAGACCUAUCGCGGCCGGAGCCGCCGCCACUUGUAAAAGCCUUUGACAGAGCGUCCGAGAUAAGCGCCAUGCGUUCAAUGGCCCCGGUGUUCUUGGUGUGGAAGAUCAAACGCGCGUUGAACAUAGGCUCGGAAAAGAAACUCAAAGAAGCGCUCAGCGUCGUGCAUGGCUCUGUGGCCGAGAUCAUACGAAACAAGAAGCGAAUACUCGAAGAAGAUCAAGAAAACAUGUACAAAUGUGACGGCGACUUGUUGUCGAGGUUGUUGCUGGCUGGUCACGACGAGGAGGUGGUAAGAGACAUGGUGAUAAGCUUCAUCAUGGCCGGACGAGACACCACGUCAUCGGCCAUGACGUGGCUGUUCUGGUUGCUUUCUAAGUACCCAGCCCAAAAACAACUCAUUCUAAACGAAGUGAACUCGGCACUUGACAAUGGUGAAAAGCCACUGGACUUUGAAACUCUCAAGGAUAUGAGGUUCCUAAAAGCUUGUUUGUGCGAAUCCAUGCGGCUCUACCCACCCGUUGCGUGGGACUCAAAGCACGCUCUCGCCGACGACACGUUGCCUGAUGGGACUUCUGUUAGGAAGGGAGACAGAGUCACGUUUUUUCCUUACGGGAUGGGAAGGAUGGAGGAGCUCUGGGGAAAGGACCGGUUCGAGUUUAAACCUGACCGUUGGUUCGAUGGGAUCAACGGCAGUGGAGAGCUGAAACUGGUGAGUCCGUACAAGUUCCCCGUUUUCCAGGCCGGUCCGAGGGUGUGUCUCGGGAAGGAGAUGGCCUUUAUACAGAUGAAGUAUGUGGUGGCUACAAUUCUGAGGCGGUUCGAGUUCAGUCCGGUGUGUGAGAACCAGCCGGCUUUUGUUCCUUUGUUGACUGGUCAUAUGGUCGGUGGGUUCAAUGUCAUGGUGCGGAAGAACAGUGGUGGCUGUGGUGAGCCAAUGGUUGGAACUUAGAUUGGCCAUUUUCCUUGGGAUUGGAAUCCCUUUGCAUUGCACUUGUAGAGUUAAUUAGUAUUUGGGAAAACCAAAUUAAGCCACAGUAUUAAUUGUUCUUUUUCCAAUGUUAAUUCUAUUUCUAAA